AUGUAUUUUUUAAGUAUAUUGGCGUUAUUCAGCUGUAUCUUGGUGGUUGUUAAAGGAGAAGCAAGUUUUGAUGAACUAGUUUCAACCCAAAUUACCAGAACCUUUUACUUGACAAAAAGAGUUGCCAAGGUAACUAUGGAAGUGAAAAUUAAAAGCAUUAAAGGUGAAAUUCAUGGGUUUGAAUAUAUUUUUAAUCUCCCAGAAGAGCAGUUUUCAAGAGUUGGAUUCAUUUCAGCUGGAACUUCCUCUAUUAAUGCUAAUAACUUUAAGGUUGAAAGAAUUGAACCAGAAAAAGGGUUUAAGAUUGGAAUAGGAGAUCUCACAGACUUUGAAAGGACUAUAUUUAUAGAAUAUCACAUUGGAAAUCCUUACUCAGCCUUGCCGAAGGCUAUUCGACUUGGAGAAAACCAACUUUUAGUGUUUGAAGAUGAGCUUAAGCUUAGGAACAAAUAUAAAGUUACCAAGGAGAAGUUAAUAAUUCAGUUUUUGGCAGGAACUAUUAUAGAGAGGAUAAUUCCGACAUAUAUGAAGCGACAGGAAAACAAAGUGGUUCAUUUGGUCAGCCAAGAUAAGGAAAAUGAAAAGUUUUUGGUACAUUUUUCACUUAACAAUCAUCUAGUUUACUUUUAUUCAGUCUCCCGAAUCAUUGAGAUUUCACACUGGGGCAAUGUAAAAGUUAAAGAGGAAUACUCAGGAGUGAAUAUGGCUGCUCAAAACAAAGGAGAGUUCCAUAGAAAGGAAAUAAUGAUUCUUUCAGGACAAGGGUUUGCCAGGAUGAGAAAUCCAGGGACAGUUUUACCUCAAAAUACCCACUUAUGUUUAUUCGUGGAUCAUAUUCUUCCAUAUAGAGCAGUUGGAUUGGAGUACUAUGACCAGAUAGGAAAUAUUUCGUACUCAAAUGCUUGGAGAGUUGGAAACUCACACACAAUGCUCCAAAUCCAACCUAGAUCCCCUUUAAUGGGUGGGUGGGAGUUCGACUACACCGUGGAAUACAAUCUUCCUCUAGAAAACGUGGUAUUCUAUGAUCAAAAUCUCAAGCUAUACAUGCUUAACCUUACAAUGAUGCCUUCUGCAAAAGGAAUCUAUUCAGAAAAUGUCAACACACAAAUCAGGUUUCCAACAGGCUCUUCCGACAUUUCUAUAGAUUUCCCAGCGAACAACAACAUCCCAUCUCUUGUCAAAAGCGAUAAGCUAGACCAUUAUUUUGGCUGGCUCGACAUUUUUAAGCCUAGGCCAGUACUAGUAUAUAACAUGAGUUCCUAUUAUAUUCCAGAACAACUUCUACUUAACUACAAAUUCCAGGCAUAUUACAGAAUCAAGCGGAUAUUGGGAGGUGCUGGAGGUAGCAGUGAAGAUUUUUACAUGAUUAGACAGAUAAAUGUGAGAGAUUGGAGUGAUAUAUAG
Messenger RNA from Cryptosporidium ubiquitum, 1404 nucleotides. RefSeq names its product ribophorin I. The coding region runs from base 1 to 1404 and encodes 467 amino acids. The record is from RefSeq and is a predicted model, not a curated record. The transcript is spliced from 2 exons. Gene Ontology annotation, cellular component: membrane; oligosaccharyltransferase complex. NCBI's taxonomy places the organism in Eukaryota, Apicomplexa, Conoidasida, Eucoccidiorida, Cryptosporidiidae.